AUGGAAAAGAUGAUGAUGAAGCCAAAACCACUCAAUAAUCCUCCCGGUUCAGCUAAUUCUGCAAAUAACAAACUGGCCAUGCACAAAGAUUCACACGUUAUAGCAAAGUUGAAGCCAAAGAUUCGCAUCAUCCAUGUGUUUGCGCCGGAGAUCAUAAAGACCGACGCUGCCAACUUCCGGCAGUUGGUGCAAAGUCUUACCGGAAAAGGGGCGGGGGAUGCAAGGGGAAAAGACGAUCAUCGUGCCCAAAACCGAAAGGGUUUUCGUUCCACCGAUGAUGAUCAGCCAACGAGCAAGAAAACGGUCGACCAAAAGCGCGAUGAUGAUCAGUUUCCGGUGGUGAUCAAGAAGGAGGAAGCUGAGGAAAAUUUGUGGAGUGGUGAUCAUGAUGAGAAGAUGAUUAAUAGUAGUAGUUUCUUGGAUGGUUUCUCGGAUUUGGACGGCUUUAUUGAUGAGAUAAGCGAAUUUCGUUCUUUUCCCUUAAGAUCAUCUUCUCGUAUGGACCGUGUCUUUCAUGAAGAUCCAAACUAA
Molecule: messenger RNA, 531 nt
Organism: Morus notabilis
Lineage: Eukaryota; Viridiplantae; Streptophyta; Magnoliopsida; Rosales; Moraceae
Product: VQ motif-containing protein 17
Exons: 1
Coding region: 1-531 (176 amino acids)
Cellular component (GO): nucleus
Source: RefSeq, a predicted model, not a curated record